Pseudovirgaria hyperparasitica is the source of this 2784-nucleotide messenger RNA. RefSeq names its product putative coatomer subunit gamma. NCBI's taxonomy places the organism in Eukaryota, Fungi, Ascomycota, Dothideomycetes, Acrospermales, Acrospermaceae. Gene Ontology annotation, molecular function: structural molecule activity. The coding region runs from base 1 to 2784 and encodes 927 amino acids. Gene Ontology annotation, cellular component: endoplasmic reticulum; Golgi membrane; endoplasmic reticulum-Golgi intermediate compartment. The transcript has 6 exons. Gene Ontology annotation, biological process: intracellular protein transport; intra-Golgi vesicle-mediated transport; protein secretion. The record is from RefSeq and is a predicted model, not a curated record.
AUGAGCUACAACAAGAAAGAUGAGGAUGCAGACGGAGCGAUAGUUAAAGUCGAUCGUACAUCGGUCUUCCAAGAAGGUCAAUCACAUCGCGCUCGAGUAUUCAAUACGUCGCCCAUAUCACCGCGAAAAUGCCGUAUCCUACUUACCAAAAUAUCACUUCUUCUGUUCACCGGUGAAAAGUUUCCUACCAAUGAGGCCACAUCUCUCUUCUUCGGCAUUUCGAAGUUAUUUCAGAACAAAGAUGCAAGCUUACGGCAGAUGGUCUACCUGGUCAUAAAGGAGUUGGCACAUACAGCUGAAGAUGUUAUCAUGGUCACUAGUAGUAUCAUGAAAGAUACGGCAGUAGGAAGUGACGUCGUUUACAGAGCUAAUGCCAUUAGGGCAUUGUGUCGCGUUAUCGACGCAUCUACAGUACAAGCUAUCGAGCGUUUGAUCAAGACAGCGAUUGUCGACAAGACACCUUCAGUAUCUUCAGCAGCCCUAGUCUCCUCAUACCACCUCCUGCCAGUUGCCCGCGAUGUCGUGCGAAGAUGGCAGAGCGAAACGCAAGAAGCAGCUUCAGCGUCCAAGUCGUCAAGUGGUUUCUCGCUAGGGUUCGGAUCUAGUAACCAGCAUUCCCUUGCUGCAUCUAACACAAAUUUCAUGACACAAUACCACGCCAUUGGCCUGUUAUACCAAAUGCGCUCACACGAUCGUAUGGCGCUUGUCAAGAUGGUCCAACAGUAUAGCACUGCGGGGGUGGUAAAGAGCCCUGCUGCUACGAUGCUGUUGGUGAGGCUAGCAGCCAAAUUGGCAGAAGAAGAUCCUGGCUUGCGAAAACCCAUGAUGCAGCUGCUAGAUGGCUGGCUACGCCAUAAAAGCGAGAUGGUCAACUUCGAGGCAGCCAAGGCCAUCUGCGAUAUGCGCGACGUUACGGACGCGGAAAUUGUGCAAGCUGUUCACGUCCUGCAACUAUUCUUAACAUCACCUCGAGCUGUCACCAAGUUUGCCGCUAUCCGUAUCCUGCAUAACUUCGCUUCGUUCAAACCAGAUGCUGUGCGAUCAUGUAACCCUGAUAUCGAAGCCUUGAUCACGAACAGCAAUCGCUCGAUUGCAACUUUUGCGAUUACAACACUCCUCAAGACCGGCAAUGAAACUAGUGUCGACCGAUUAAUGAAGCAGAUUUCUGGAUUCAUGGCCGAAAUCACGGACGAGUUCAAGGUCACUAUCGUGGAGGCCAUCAGGACACUUUGUCUCAAAUUUCCCAGCAAGCAAGCUGGUAUGCUUGCAUUCCUCAGUGGGAUAUUGAGAGAUGAGGGAGGUUAUGAUUUCAAACGCGCAGUCGUAGAGAGCAUGUUUGACUUGAUCAAAUUUGUACCGGAGAGUAAAGAAGACGCGUUGGCCCAUCUCUGUGAAUUCAUAGAGGACUGCGAGUUCACCAAGCUUGCCGUCCGAAUACUCCACCUACUUGGUAUGGAAGGUCCGAGAACGCCACACCCGACGAAGUACAUACGGUAUAUCUACAAUCGAGUUGUUCUGGAAAACGCGAUCGUCCGUGCUGCCGCCGUCACUGCACUUGCUAAGUUCGGUGUCGGCCAAAAAGAUCCCGAGGUUAAGAGUAGCGUUCAUGUUCUCCUUACUCGCUGUCUUGAUGACACAGAUGACGAGGUUCGUGAUCGUGCUGCUUUAAACCUUCGUCUCAUGGAUCAGAAGGAUGACGCUCUUGCUGAAUCUUUUGUCCGCAAUGACUCCAUGUUCUCUCUACCAACCUUGGAGCAUCAGCUGGUCAUGUAUGUGACUGCGGAGGGCAAGGAUAACUUCGAAAAUCCGUUCGAUCUCUCGAAAGUUCCUGUUGUUACUCGCGAACAAGCAGACGCGGAAGACCGAACGAAGAAGCUCACUACAGCAACACCAACUAUCAAAGCCCCAAGCUCCGGUCCCAAGCCAAUCUCGAAGUCAGGUGCAGAAGGCGCUGCAGCUGCAUCUGCCGCCGCCCAAAAGUAUGCGCAACAACUUCAACAGAUCCCGGAGCUUGCGGCAUAUGGCGGUGUGCUCAAGUCUUCUUUGCCUGUGGAGUUGACCGAGUCAGAGACCGAAUACGUUGUAACGGCGAUCAAGCACAUCUUCAAGGACUACCUUGUACUGCAAUUCGACAUAAGGAACACACUUCCCGAGACCGUCCUUACCGACGUCACCGUCAUCUCGACGCCCUCAGAAGAAGACGGAGACGUUUCUUUGGCCGAGGAAUUUGUUAUUCCGGCUCUCAAACUUGCCACUGAUGAACCCGGAACCGUCUACGUUUCUUUCAAGCGUCUUGAGGGAGAGUCACCAUUUUUAGCAGCUAGCUUUACCAACGUACUCAAGUUUACAAGCAAAGAAAUUGAUCCUACUACGAACGAGCCUGAAGAGACCGGUUACGAUGAUGAAUAUCAGGUGGAGGACUUGGACCUUAGCGGCGCGGACUAUAUUGUACCUGCGUAUGCUGGAAGCUUCGAGAAUAUCUGGGACUCUAUUGGUGUCAGCGAUACUGCGACAGAGACUCUUCAAUUGAGCAACAUCAAGAGCUUAGCCGAUGCUGCCGAACAACUUCCGAAGUCUCUGUCCCUCCAACCGUUGGACGGCACAGAUAUCGCACUCAACACAUCUACACAUACACUCAAACUAUACGGUAAGACGAUCUUGGGCGGUAAGGUUGCAGCAACGGUCAGGAUGGCAUUCUCGGCUAAGACUGGUGUUACCAUGAAGAUCGACGUGCGAGCAGAAGAAGAGGGCGUUGCGGCUUUGGUUGUUGCCAGUGUUGCUUAG